Messenger RNA from Amoebophrya sp. A25, 312 nucleotides. The record is from the annotation of a GenBank genome assembly. Lineage: Eukaryota; Dinophyceae; Syndiniales; Amoebophryaceae.
UGUCGUAGUCGUUUCUAGUGGACCAAAGUCGGCGAAUGCUCCGAAAAAUGCUUGUUUUAAUAUAGCAGCUCGUCCUGGGCCAGGAGCUCCUGGCGGCGUCAAUGGAUUGGACCAAGCGUGGGAAAGUCUUCUGAAGCAGAUCUUGCUAAACAAUGUAGGCAGACCACUGACCAUUAUGGUCAAGCUACAUUCAGUUUUGUCCAUCUUUCUCGGCAUGAAGAUAUUCUUGAUCCCUGGAUUAGUAUUUUUCUCAUGAAGCUGACUCUAAGACCACCAGUGCUUCGCCACCUUCACCACCAGUGCCACCGCCAC